UUUCAACUCCUUUUUCUUUUUUCCAUUCUCUGUGGCCAUUGUCUCUGAACUGCAAAAACAUGUUACUAAGAAGUUCCACCGUAUCAAUUCCUAGUUCAUUGCUACCUUAUUCUAAAGAGUCUUCCCCUGAGCCAGAAUCGAUUCUCCAACUUCCUAGGACGCUUUCGAGUCCAGCACACAACUUGGCUGAGGGAGAUCUUCAUAGCCAUACCCCAUCAAAGCCUCAUAAGAAAAAUUGGAUGCCAGUUAGUAACGUUCUUAAGAGUAUGAAGGUAAAAGGAAGUGAUGAAGUGGACGAACCGAAGCAAAAGAAUUACAAGAAGACAACUACUUCUUCAGUUGGAGAAAUGUUUUCAAGUUCUGGUGUUGUGGAUGAUGAAGAGGGUGGUGAAGGGAAGAAAGGUAGCAGGUUGCAGACUUUAGUGAUGGGUGGUGGAAUGGGAAGUGAUGGUGGCAGGAUUUGUGGUGGUUAUGAUGGAAGUGGGUGGGAUUUCUCUGAAGAAAACAAUCAUGGUAGGGAUUGGACAGAUGCUUAUUACCAGAACAUGAUUGAAGCAAACCCCAAUAAUGCUCUUCUGCUUGGAAAUUAUGCUAAGUUCUUGAAGGAGGUUUGUGGAGAUUAUACUAAAGCUGAGGAGUAUCUUGAAAGGGCCAUUUUGGCUAAUCCUGGCGAUGCUAAUGUUUUGUCCCUCUACGCGGAUUUAAUAUGGCAAACUAAGAAAAAUGCUGAACGAGCUGAAGGGUAUUUUGACCAAGCUGUUAAAAGUGCCCCGGAUGAUUGCUAUGUGCUGGCUUCGUAUGCAAAAUUCCUCUGGGAUGUUGAAGAAGAUGAAGAUAAAGGCUGUGAACAUAAAACUGAUCGUGGCCAUGCAUAUCCACCUGAUCUCUUUCAAGAUAAUAGCGGUCGCUCUCAUGUUACUGCAGCCUCUAAAUCUCACUUCUCUGGGUGAUCUUGGAUAUCAUGCAAGACAAAUGACCGUAUAGUUUCAACAAUCAUCCGUGCCCUUUUUUCACCUCUUGGAAGUGGCUAGUGGGUAGAGUUUAGUAUAGUAGAGUAAAGAUGUAAAUAGCUUAUCGCAUAAAUAAGAGAGAGCAGUAUUCUGUUUGUUGUCAUAUGAGCUAGUGAGGCUUCCACUGUCGUAUCUUUUGAGAAUAUGAAAUUUUGGUAGAUAUCGAGGAAUAGAGAACGACCCUUUUAGGGUUAUAUCAUGUUCUUUUAAUUGUUUAUCCUAAACUCGAUUCCUUAAAAAGCGUAAUCACCUAUAUGCAAUAUGAUUACACUUUUUAUGGACACGAGUUGGUUCAUAUGAAAUUCGUGUAAUUCCAGCCUUCUUUUCCUGUCAAAACGUAUAAUAGCUUGCCAUGAAUUCUGUAUAGCUCAAUAGUCGAUUCAGAGAG
This is a messenger RNA of Abrus precatorius (Indian licorice), 1398 nucleotides long. RefSeq lists its product as uncharacterized. The record is from RefSeq and is a predicted model, not a curated record. NCBI's taxonomy places the organism in Eukaryota, Viridiplantae, Streptophyta, Magnoliopsida, Fabales, Fabaceae. The coding region runs from base 60 to 950 and encodes 296 amino acids. The transcript has 3 exons. Gene Ontology annotation, molecular function: protein binding.